AUGGUUCCCGAAAAGAAACGUGUUCGAUUCGAUUUCUCACCAUUACUUAAUGGCACUGAUGAAUGUUCGGAGGAGAUUGGUUAUUAUCAAAUGACGGCGGUAGUUCAUUAUCAUAACCGCCCCACCCAUUCUAAAUCAAUUCUUAGUAGUAGUCGUACCUUUCCUGUUUGCAAGUGCCGGAUGACGGAUUCGAUGUCCCAGGAUUUUGAUCAUGAUCCUAAUUCGCCUAAACAGGUUUCGCUCUCAUUUUUCUUUUGUUAG
Molecule: messenger RNA, 261 nt
Organism: Dracunculus medinensis (Guinea worm)
Lineage: Eukaryota; Metazoa; Nematoda; Chromadorea; Rhabditida; Dracunculidae
Source: the annotation of a GenBank genome assembly